Messenger RNA from Acanthoscelides obtectus, 214 nucleotides. The record is from the annotation of a GenBank genome assembly. NCBI's taxonomy places the organism in Eukaryota, Metazoa, Arthropoda, Insecta, Coleoptera, Chrysomelidae.
AUGUUUCUUCUCCUUCAACAUGCUUAUCAUCUAGAUCCCGAUCGGCUGCAUCAACAUCGAACAAUGCACUAUAACACUCAGGAACAAUCGCCGCAACCGUACAUACAGGGAUUCGGAAUAAGUACAUUAACGAAUGAUAUGAAUCACCUGCAACAAUUACCCUACAUGAGGCUACAUGUAAAAAUACUCGUAUAUUUGAUAUAAUACACUGAAC